Messenger RNA from Miniopterus natalensis, 1871 nucleotides. It is a transcript of the gene KPTN, whose product is annotated as kaptin, actin binding protein. Gene Ontology annotation, cellular component: KICSTOR complex; lamellipodium; actin cytoskeleton. Gene Ontology annotation, molecular function: actin filament binding. Lineage: Eukaryota; Metazoa; Chordata; Mammalia; Chiroptera; Miniopteridae. The record is from RefSeq and is a predicted model, not a curated record. Gene Ontology annotation, biological process: cellular response to amino acid starvation; actin filament organization; negative regulation of TORC1 signaling.
AGUGCCGGGUUGCUUCGGGAGCGGCGGGGGCUGCGGGAGCUAAUGGUUGAGGCGCGGGAUGGGGGAGGCGGCCGUGGCAGCGGAGCCUUGCCCGCUGCGCGAGGAUAGUUUCACGCGCUUCUCGUCGCAGAGCAAUGUGUACGGGCUGGCAGGAGGCGCGGGCGGGCGCGGGGAGCUGCUGGCCGCCACCCUUAAAGGCAAGGUGCUGGGUUUCCGCUACCAAGAUCUCCGACAGAAAAUCCGGCCGGUGGCCAAGGAGCUGCAGUUCAAUUACAUACCCGUGGAUGCCGAGAUUGUCUCCAUUGACACUUUCAACAAGUCUCCACCAAAGCGGGGCCUGGUUGUUGGGAUCACGUUCAUCAAGGAUUCAGGGGACAAAGGCAGCCCCUUCCUUAACAUUUACUGUGACUACGAGCCUGGCUCUGAGUACAACCUUGACUCCAUUGCCCAGAGCUGCCUGAACCUGGAGCUCCAGUUCACUCCUUUCCAGCUGUGCCAUGCAGAGGUCCAGGUCGGAGAUCAGCUGGAGACCGUGUUUCUCCUGAGCGGGAAUGACCCAGCCAUUCAUCUCUACAAGGAGAACGAGGGGCUGCAUCAGUUUGAGGAACAACCCGUGGAAAACCUCUUCCCAGAGCUCACGAACCUGACCAGUAGCGUCCUCUGGCUUGACAUCCACAACCUCCCCGGCACAUCCCGGCGACUCUCAGCUCUGGGCUGUCAGAGUGGUUAUGUCCGAGUAGCCCAUGUGGACCAGCGGAGUCGAGAGGUUUUGCAGACGUGGACAGUCCUGCAGGAUGGCCCUAUCUCCCGAGUGAUCGUGUUCAGCCUUUCCACCCCCGAGGAGACCAAGGACAGGCCGCAGCAGGAAGAGUACAGCAUGCUCGUGGCCAGCAUGUUGGAGCCAGCAGUGGUGUAUCGGGACUUGCUGAGCCGGGGCCUGGAAGACCAGCUUCUCCUGCCUGGCAGUGACCAGUUUGACAGCAUCCUCUGUGGCCUGGUCACCGAUAUUGACUUGGAUGGGCAGCCAGAAGUUCUAGUGGCCACCUACGGACAGGAACUGCUCUGUUACAAGUACUGUGGCACCGAGGCCAGGCUCCCCAAGGCGGAGUGGGGAUUCCGCCUGCUGUGGCAGAGGAGCUUCCCCAGCCCGCUGCUGGCCAUGGCUCACUUGGACCUGACUGGGGACGGGCUGCGGGAGCUCGCCGUGGUCUCCCUGAAGGGCGUGCAUAUCCUGCAGCACAGCCUGAUCCAGGCCUCGGAGCUGGUCCUGACAAGGCUUCGGCACCAAGUGGAGCAGAAGAGACGUCAGUUACAAAGGCUGGGGAACAGGGUGGGCCCAGGGCCUGCUGGGACAUCAGCCUCCUGAUCCCACUUCCCCCCGUUGGGGUGCUCACCUCCAGCCCAGUUCCCCAGGGCAGUGGAGCUGUGAGCUCCUGCUCCAGCUCUGCCCCAGGGUGCCCUGCAACCUUGCCUAACACACCCCUCUGUGCCUCAGUAUCCCUGUUUGAAAAUGGGGUGACCUCACCCCCCCCUUCCACUCCAGGAGGAAAUUGGCCAGCCUCGGAUUACGUACAUGUCCAUAGGCACCCAGCUGCCCAUUGUCUUUACUCUUUUCAGCAAGUGCUUGAUGAGAGCUCAGCACCUGGUGUUGGAUGCUGGACUCACCCAGAACCGAGGGAGGGGGAUAUGGGAGAGAGGACUCAGGGUUGGACCAAGAGGCAGGACUGAGGCGAGAUCGUAGUGUAGACCUGGGAGGAAAGAUGAGAUUGGGCCCUAACAGAAAGGCUGGGGUUAAACCACUGGUGGCCACAAGAAUUUUUAAAACAUUCAGUACAUGACUGUAGUCAGGGGCACUGACCUCUUUCCCUGAG